Mesocricetus auratus (golden hamster) is the source of this 2945-nucleotide messenger RNA. It is a transcript of the gene Gnrh1, whose product is annotated as gonadotropin releasing hormone 1. Gene Ontology annotation, cellular component: extracellular region. The transcript is spliced from 4 exons. NCBI's taxonomy places the organism in Eukaryota, Metazoa, Chordata, Mammalia, Rodentia, Cricetidae. Gene Ontology annotation, molecular function: gonadotropin hormone-releasing hormone activity. Gene Ontology annotation, biological process: multicellular organism development. The coding region runs from base 2407 to 2796 and encodes 129 amino acids. The record is from RefSeq and is a predicted model, not a curated record.
AAUGUGGUUUUGCCUGACGUCUUGGAGAGAGAUUUCUAAGAAAGGAAGAGUUCUGAAUAGUAAAGCUUGCGUUAUCCCUGGUGGUGAUCAUGUGGGUAUAUAAGUUCAAAUAGAGCCUUGUGAGAGGGCUGUAAACAGGUUCUCAGCUUACAUUGGUUAGAUGGUUUCCAUUGGUAAUACUCGGUUCUCUACUCAAGUAACUGUCCAAGGCAGUAGUGUCAGUCAGUUAAGUUUCUCAGCAACCCUUUGAAGGGAUUUUGAAUAAGAAAUGUUAUAAAGUCAUUACUAUAAUGGGUUUCUCUUUAGUAAUCAAGCCCUAUUUUCUCCCAUUCAUUUUAUGAAUGUUAUUUAUGUCACAAGCCUGCCUCCAGGUCAAUUUGAAAUAAUCUUUUAUACAUGAAAAACUAUAUUAAAUUCCCCAAGGAAGUAGUAUCUUUAAAAUGAAAGGCGUCAAACUACAAAGAAAAAUGGUUACAUUAUUUCAGGAUAAAGCAUGUUCCCCAAGGCUUCAUCCUCAAACCUUUCAGUGCCUGGCUUAUUGGUGUGAGCUACAGUUAGCCCCACAGGCCUCCUGCUGAGAUUUUACAUUAGGGCAACAAAGAGGUUGUUCACCUGUCAUUCAGAAAGGUAUAAGAUCAUUGUGGUCAUUUUGAGCUAUUUGUUCAAAAUGAAGUAGUUUCCCCCUAUAAAAUGUUCUUUUGGACUUAGAAAAUUGUGACAAUUAUAAAAUCCAAUUAUUUAAAACCAGCUGAUCAAUUUCAGAUCUUAGGUAAGUUGGCUUAAGUGUGCACUCAUGAGAGAUCUAAAAGUCUGUCUCUACACCUCAAAACCUCACCGGAUGGCACAAUGGCUUACUAGCUCUUUUGAUGCUGUGGAAAGUAGGACACAUUCGGUUUCUGUCCUUAUGCUCUGUGUGACCUGAGGCAAGUCUAUGUGUACUUAGGCCAGGCCAUAUCUGAUAUUUUCCAUCUGUGUCGCUGUCUUCAUAAAUAUUUUUGAAUUUUUUAAAAUCAGUAUGGAUACAUUGAGGCUCACUGACAACCGGGUCCCCACAUCUUUAUCCUUCUGUUAGGUCUAGCCAGAUGCCACAGAUUGUUUGUUUGUUUUUGUUUUUUCCCCUGAUUAACACUUAGAAGCACAUCUCUAACAAACAAAAUGCAAUGGACAGUUUAAAGUAAAAUUGUUUGAACUUCAGGAAUUCUUAUUGAAAAAUCACCUCACUCACAUAUUCUAGUGGGAUGAGGUUCUACACACUGUGUCAGAGUAACCGCUAAAUGAAAUGAUAGCCACUGAAGUCACUCUUCUCUACCCUGUCAUAAGGACUGGGCAGAGAAGCCUGGGAAGCCAAUGGCUCUUAUCUAGACCUGAUACUGUUACUCGUUACUAGAAACCCUUACAAAUGGAAUUACUUCAGAGAACACUGGGCAGCGACUGCUGGGCUUAGCAUCCUACCAGUGAUGUUGUCAGUCUCAGCUGUGUAAAGAUCAAACACCGUGUCAUUUUUAAAGCAUUUUGAAGCUUAGGUAGUGUAACAAAUUUUACAAUAUGUUGUACAUAGAGGUUUCAUUCUGUAUCAGAUAAAAUAACCUUGGGAGUUUAAAUUGAGGCAGGGUCUGUCAAACCAGCGUCUCAGCGACAUUUCCGUGUGUUGAAUGCUGAGCAGAUGCAGAGUCAUUAACAGGCAGGAAGUAGAGGACUGACUUUCAUGGAUUAUAGGCAGGGUAAAGAUAGGAAAAGUUUGCGUGUGUGUGUGUGUGUGUGUGUGUGUGUGUGUGUGUGUGUGUGUGUCUGUCUGUCUGUCUGUCUUUCUGUCUGUCUGUCGCACAGCAUGUGCGUGGAGGUCAGAGGACACCUUGAGAGAAUCAUUUCUCUUCCUCUACCUUGUGAGACCCUGGGGUGGAACUCAGAUCAUCAGAACUGACAGCAACCUCUACCCACUGAGCCAUCUCACCAGCCCUAAAUUAGAUUUUUUAGCUUGGGAACAACACUAUGAUUAUCUGACUUAAAUUUUCCUUUUACCAAGACCCAAUUGCUAAUACUGGUUCGCACACAUUCUGUCUCAACUUCUUGUAUUUAUUGCUUAGCUUCCCUGUGAAAGUUUUGUGUGUGUCUGUUUAACUUCAUCUCACCCAAGACAUUGAUUUUCCUUGAACUCUCAUAGGGCUGCCAGCUUCCUCAGGGGAACACUGCAGAGCUGGAUUUUAAUCCCUUAGAAUGGUGACUUCAGCUGUGAAAGUUUUGGCUAAGAUUUUAAUGACCAGGUUUAAGAAAAUAUAACAGAUAGACCAGCAGGUGUCCCAAUUACAUUCACCAUUAAAAGGCUUUUUGCGAGGAUUUAAAUAUCAUUAUUAAAACUGUUGUCUGUGCUGUGCUACACCUUGUCAUUCACCAGCGGGGAAGAUUUUGAUGUCCCAGAAAAAAAAAACAUAUAAAAAGGAAGCCAAGAAAGCAGAAACAUUGCAGCAUUCAACCCACCAAAGGAAGUUUGUAUCUCUUUGGCUUUCACUUCCCAACAGAGUGGAGAUGAUCCCCAAACUUACAGCUGCUGUUCUUCUGCUGAGCCUAUGUUUGGAAGGCUGCUCCAGCCAGCACUGGUCCUAUGGAUUGCGCCCUGGAGGAAAGAGAAACGCUGAACGCUUGGGUGAUUCUUUCCAAGAGAUGGACAAAGAGGUGGAUCAGCUGGCAGAGCCUCAGCACCUCGAAUGCACUGUCCACUGGCCCCGCUCGCCCCUCAGGGACCUUCGAGGAGUUCUGGAAAGUCUGAUUGAAGAGGAAACCAGGCAGAAAAAGAUGUAAAUGCAUCAGCACCAAAGGAUCCACAACACCCAAGUGUAACAUGGACAUUGAAAUUUGUGACCUGUUAUAGAUCUGUAAUUGUGUGGGUUUCAGCAUUUCUGUGCCCAGCAACAUGAAUUUCAUAAUAAAGUGACGCGUUGUGGAUCAAA